Messenger RNA from Coffea eugenioides, 834 nucleotides. Its product is annotated as BURP domain protein USPL1-like. NCBI's taxonomy places the organism in Eukaryota, Viridiplantae, Streptophyta, Magnoliopsida, Gentianales, Rubiaceae. The record is from RefSeq and is a predicted model, not a curated record. The transcript has a single exon. Bases 37 to 819 code for a protein of 260 amino acids.
ACACAUCAUGUUGCUCACGUUCAUGAAAAGAAGUCAAUGCAUGAUCCUUCUCUUUCCUCAUCCCACAUGAUGCAUCAGAUGGAUCCAAGAACAACCGUAUUUUUCGUUUUAGAUGAUCUCAAGUUAGGCAAAACAAUGAGUAUCCUUUUCCCUGAAGGAGAUCCUAAUCCUUUGUCCUCUCCUUAUCUCUGGCCUAGAGAACAAGCCGAUGCUAUCCCCUUUUCAUUGGCAAAACUCCCACAGAUUCUUCAACACUUUUCAUUCCCUCAAGGAUCUCGCAAGGCCCAAGUGAUGGAAUAUACACUCCGAGCAUGCGAGUCUGAGCCUAUGAAGGGAGAAUCCAAGGCUUGUGCCACAUCCUACGAGUCAUUGGUAGAUUUUGCACAAAAGAUCUUGGGAUUGAAUACCGAUAUUGAAGUUUUAUCAACGCAUCGCCUCGCAAAAUCUAAUGCUGCUAGAUUACAGAACUAUACAAUCACAGAAGCCCCUGAACGAAUUUCAACUCUAAAGAUUGUUGGUUGUCACACCCUGCCAUAUCCUUUCAUAGUUUUCGGUUGCCACUCUCAGCAGGGUGAUAAUCGUUUAUACAGGACUGUUCUAUCUGGAGAGAAUGGUGAUAGGGUUGAAGCUAUUGCAGUAUGUCACAUGGAUACCUCCCAAUGGAGCCAUGAUCACGUUUCCUUCCGAGUGCUUGGUAUCGAACCGGGCGCUGCCCCUGUUUGCCAUUUCUUCCCAGCAGGGGACGUUGUAUUGGUUCCAUCUACUUCUUCACGCUAUAUAUCCAAGAGCUCUAGUGCUUUCAGCAUUUUAGUUGUUUAGCUCAAGUCACCUUGU